Molecule: messenger RNA, 1319 nt
Organism: Dalotia coriaria
Lineage: Eukaryota; Metazoa; Arthropoda; Insecta; Coleoptera; Staphylinidae
Gene: SPARC
Product: secreted protein, acidic, cysteine-rich
Exons: 4
Coding region: 183-1133 (316 amino acids)
Biological process (GO): anatomical structure development
Molecular function (GO): extracellular matrix binding; calcium ion binding; protein binding
Source: RefSeq, a predicted model, not a curated record
UGAUUUGAGCAGCAAAGCAUGUGAGUAGGGUAAAGUUGGAGUCGGAGAGUAGCUGAGCUUCAUCAGUAGUGCUCAGUCAAAGCUCCAGCUGGCAGCCAGACGUAGUUUUCUCCAAAGUGCGCUCCGAACACAACACCAACUAACGAGUUGUUUUCUUAUCCGAUUGCUGAAAACUAUCAGCAAUGAAGUACGCAUUAGUUUUAAUCCUGGUCGUCGCCUUCCUGGCGUUGGAGACCACUGCGGCCAAGAAGAAGGUGCGUCGUUUAAAAUGGAAGCCUAGGCCGACUGAAGCAGUUGCACCACCAGAGGACGACGCAAAUACAAAUGAAGUUGAAGAUGACAAUAUCAAAAUGAUGGAUCAGGAUGAAGAUUUCGCCAAGCAGCAGGAACUUUUGCGUGAGAACGAACGUGCUCGCGAAGAAGCACCAACUGAUCCGGAAAUGUUCAAUAUGGUUCAACUUCCUGACGUUUGCGCUGAAGUAAUCUGUGGAGCCGGCCGAGUUUGUGUACCAAACGCUGAAAACGUUGGCGUUUGUGAAUGCAUUUCUGAAUGCCCAGUGGAGACAGAAGCGCGCCGCAAAGUGUGCUCUAAUCACAAUGAAACCUGGACCUCUGACUGCGCAAUUUACCAGCAUCGAUGCUGGUGCGACACCGGCGAUUUGCGCUGCAAGAGCGAGACCUACAAGCAUGUGCACGUUGAAUACUACGGUGAGUGUCGUGACAUGCCUGAAUGCAGCGAGGGCGAGAUGGCCGACUUUCCGCGUCGCAUGCGCGACUGGCUCUUCAACAUAAUGCGCGAUCUUGCUGACCGCGACGAGUUGCCCGCAUAUUACCGUCGGCUGGAGGCUGAGGCCGAGACCAAUAUGACCAAGAGAUGGGCGAAUGCUGCUGUCUGGAAGUGGUGUGACUUGGAUGGACAACCCCACGAUAGAUCUGUGUCUCGCCACGAAUUAUUCCCAAUCCGAGCACCGUUGAUGUCGUUGGAGCAUUGUAUUGCGCCAUUCCUUAAUGGUUGCGAUGAGGAUAGCAACCACCGCAUCACCUUGAAAGAAUGGGCUAAAUGCCUGGAGCUCGCUGAAGAGGACAUCGAUGAAAAGUGUGAAGGCAUCGACGCCGACGCUGAUGCGGUUUAAAUCCAUUCAUUUAAACUUUUGGUGCCAUAUUAACACUACUAGCAGUCACAUUUUUAAACUUAUACAUUGUGUUCACUAAGGCCUAAGCAAUAUGUAAAUGAUUUUAUAGUAAAAAUUCUUUUUGUAAUUGUUCUAAUCAAGAAAGUUUUAAAGAAAUUGAUGAAUAAACAUGUAAACUAAUGUAAA